This is a messenger RNA of Zootermopsis nevadensis, 5784 nucleotides long. It is a transcript of the gene sll, whose product is annotated as adenosine 3'-phospho 5'-phosphosulfate transporter 1. NCBI's taxonomy places the organism in Eukaryota, Metazoa, Arthropoda, Insecta, Blattodea, Termopsidae. Gene Ontology annotation, molecular function: 3'-phosphoadenosine 5'-phosphosulfate transmembrane transporter activity. The record is from RefSeq and is a predicted model, not a curated record. Gene Ontology annotation, cellular component: endoplasmic reticulum membrane; Golgi membrane. Gene Ontology annotation, biological process: 3'-phosphoadenosine 5'-phosphosulfate transport; transmembrane transport.
CAAAUUAAUAAUCGUAUCUACAACAAGCCUGUCUUUAUGUUUAAAAUAAAUAGUUUGCAUACAACGGCCACAGGAUGAUCAGAGAUUACUACGACGGCAUAUGACAUACGUUACGUUUGUUAUGAUGUUAAUCCAUAUAUAUAAAACAUCGUAAAUCAAGAUGGAGGGAAGGUAGAAGACGUGAAGUUAAUGUUAUAAAAUUAAUACUGAAUACUAUUUAAAUUCCUUGUUUACUCUAUGACACACAUGAAAUUAAUUUUCAGUGUUACGGACACGAACACUACAAAAACUACACUUCAUGUUUGACAGUAUGAAAGCCUCGUUUGAUAGGUGUACACGUACUUCUUGCAACUGUAAAGUUAGGUUAUUUUAGACAUUACGAAUUUUAAAUUCAGUAUUUAUGAUUAUGUAAACCGAAGAUUGCACAGUAAUGCACAGAACGCAUGAAGCUAUUAUUUGCCUGCUGGUUCUGGGCACAGUAACAGUUGUGUAUAUAAUUACUCAAAUACUCCGCUCAGUAGUUGACUUGAAAGGUGAUACAGCCAUACUCACAAGCUUUGAAGGCAGCUGGUUAUUUCGACUCUGCCUGAACAUACUUGGAUAUGCCACCAUCUUUGUGCCAGGGUUUCUGAUCUUUAAAUAUGUUAAGAAAAGCAACUAUUUAGAAAGAACAGGCCCAGGAUGUUUUCCUACUGCUAUAAGGCUUUGCCUUGCUGGACCAGAUCCUUUGAUCAGUGCAGAUGGCCUUCAACAGGCAACCUCUCAGUUCUCUCAUGCCAUACAGAAACCCCACAGUACAAUGCAAGAAGCCAUUCUUUUGGUUUUUUGUUUCCUUGGGCUUCAGCUAACUUACCUCACAUGGGGUUUGUUACAGGAGAAGAUCAUGACACAGGAAUACGUUGAUUCUGGUGGAACAAAAGGGCACUUUACAGAUUCACAGUUCCUUGUCUUUGUAAAUAGGAUCUUGGCCUUUGUACUGUCAGGGCUGUACAUUAUGUUUACAAGGCAGCCACAGCAUGUAGCACCACUCUACAAAUAUGUCUACUGUUCGUUCUCCAACAUCAUGAGUUCGUGGUGUCAAUAUGAAGCCCUCAAAUAUGUCAGCUUCCCAACCCAGGUAUUAGCCAAAGCUUCCAAAAUUAUUCCAGUUAUGAUAAUGGGGAAGAUCAUUUCAAGAAAGAAGUAUGAAUAUUAUGAGUAUGUGACUGCAUUGCUCAUAUCAGUGGGAAUGGCAUUCUUCAUGCUGGGUAGUGCAGAUGACCAUAAAGGGGUUGCCGUGACAACAUUCUCGGGACUGAUUCUUCUGGCUUCCUACAUGUUAUUUGACAGCUUCACUUCCAACUGGCAAGGGGAGUUGUUCUCGCACUAUGGCAUGAGUUCAGUGCAGAUGAUGUGUGGUGUGAAUAUGUUCUCAUGCCUUUUCACCACUGUCUCUCUUGCGCAGCAAGGGGGGUUCCUUCAUUCCAUCAACUUUAUGGCCCAGUUUCCAAAGUUUGUGUUUGACUGUCUCAUACUGUCAGUAUGCUCAGCUGCAGGUCAACUCUUUAUAUACUAUACGAUUGCAACAUUUGGACCUGUUGUAUUUGUGAUCAUCAUGACCAUAAGACAGGGUCUUGCAAUUUUGCUAUCCUGCCUCAUCUAUCAACAUCAUAUCACAGCUGUGGGCAUUGUUGGUGUGAUUGUCGUGUUUGUGUCAGUGUUUCUACGAAUUUAUUGCAACCAACGACUACGAGCUAUAAGGAAACGGGCCCAAGCAGCGAGCAGUAGCAAGGUGUGAUAGCAGCAAGAAUAAUCUUCAAUGUCAACAAUGAGCAAAAUGGUGUAAGAAGUAUCCUUUGUAAGUGUAAAAAUAAGCUAUGAUUGUAGGAACUGUAGUUCAAUAUUAAGAUACAGCUAUUAGCUUCUAUCUAGCAAGCUUGUCAGAAGAUUUUAAAAAUUAUUCAUUGCAAUGAGAGAUGAAUACCUCCCAAAGGAAUCACAUGUAAGAAUUACUACCAACGAGAGAAAUUUUUGUUAGAUUUACACACACACUUUUUAUGCGAUCAGGAAAAUUCGUAAGAAAUUAUGUUCUUUGCAACUUCAUAUAAACUUACUCUGUAACAUGUAGGUCUUCUUGAAAUGCUGAUAGUCAUUCAACUGCUCAAGAAAUUCAAUGACUUAUGAAAAUUGAAGAUUCAUUAGCAUGUUCAGAAUUUAUCACUGGGCCAUAUCCUAUUCCAGAUAAAUCCAAGCCCUAUAUAUGUAAGAUCCAUUGCAACAUUAUCCUUCCAUAUGUGCCUAGGUUUUAUAAGUGGUAUCUUCUCUUUUGGUUUCCCAUUUAAACCUUGUAUGCAUUUCUCAUCUCCUCUGUGAAUGCUACAUAUCCUGUUCAUCUCAUGCUCCUUGAGUUGAUCACUCUGAUAUUUAAAGGGAUGACAGAAUAAAUAAAUAUGUUAAGGAUGUAAUUUGUUAAAUUUAAAUAUGGUAUCACACUAGUUGGCUCAGGUAUGUAUGUGCACUCAGUGAUAGGAUUUGAGAAUAUUUGGUUCUAGAUAUUACUGACAUUAGGAAAGCACAUCCUAGAGAAUGGCUGUUCAGGUAUAGAAGCUGUACAACAGACCAAGAACUCAUAAAAUGUUAAUUGGGUAAAAGGAAAAAAAAAACAGUUUAUGUAAAUAUAUUUCUAAUCAUAUCUGUUUGGGGGUUUUAAUGCCGAUAAUGGUAUUGUGAUAUCACAUUAUUGCUAAUGUGUAUGUUCGAUUUUUCUUCCAGUGCAUUGUUUUUGCAUGACUAUAUAUUUUAUAUUUCCCCGUGGAAUAUAUUAAAUACAAUUUUUCUUUUAAAACAAAAUUAUUGUUAUUAUUAUGUAAAUAACUUUGUUAUUGUCUAUUAAAAAGAUCCAGAAAGGUACAGCAAGAAACAAAGUUGUCAGCAUACUUAACUAGUAUGCUGAGAACGGUGCCAGGUUUGAUCCUGGUAACUAACAGGAAAUGAAAAUUAAAUUAAAAAUAAUCAUUUUAGUUACAACUGUAAAAAUAUUUUAUGUGGCAAACUUCUAUCUCUUUGUCUUGAAUGUGUCUGUGGCAAAAUGUAUGAUACAGAUUGAAUCGUGACUCAAAACAAUCAUGGAAAUAAUAGUAAUCUGUAGAUGCAAUACUUAACAUUAGUCAUAUGAAAUACUGUUAUGUGAAUGUUGCUGUUGCAUAAGUAUACAAGUACUUAAAUGUUUAUCUGGAAUAUCUUAGAAUUAUUGUGAUGAAAUGAUGUAUAUUAAUGCAAGCCUGAUUAUGAAAUGUAGAAUGGGAUGGAGGAAGUGCUCUUUUAACAAAGUGCUGCAGUUAUUAUGAGGCCUUUUUUGUACUGCCAGCCAGACUUUUAACUCCUGGGUUAACAGUUUAAUGGUAUGUUAAUGCAGCACAUGACCAGCUGAAUCAUAUGUAAGCCAUGAUGCACAUAUGUUAACUGUAAAUGCAAUCACAGUUGUGUGUAUGAUAUUAAAAUUUUGGUCAGCGAUGUUUAUCCUAAGACUAAAGGUAAAUUUUUAGACAGAAAAUUGUUUCACCAUCUCAGCUACUGAAUGAUGGAAAAAAGGCACAGUGAAUGUUAGCUGUGUUCCAGGAUAUGUUUCAGUAUGCUUUUAUCCAGUCCUAAAAUCACAUCUUUACAUGCAGACAUAAAAAGAAGACUUAUAUAAUACUAUACAGUAGGCACUCCAUUCACAUAAUGGUUUCCUGAGAAAGGCCAUGUAUGUAGAAGGUAAGAUGGAAAAGGCUUAAGACAUUGGGUCUGUGUGAAUGGACCUCAUUUUACAUAUAUAUAUAUAUAGGCGUCAACCUCUGUAUGAAAUUCCCAUGUUUGGGACUUCUGACUUUUUUGUACAGGUUUUACCACACUUAAUUUUCUAUAAUUUUAGUUACUUUUAUUUUAUAAUUUUUGUUUGUGACCAGAGUGUAUUUAUAUAUCACAGUAUUUGAAUCAAAGCCAUGUAACUUAAAAUAGAAACUCCUAGGUGCUACUGUUCAUUCAUUCAUCUUCAACAUAAGAUACUUGUAUAGAUGACUAAGGAAAAUAUAAUGUAGAUACAUCUCUGAUAUAAAUCUUCAUUUAAAACAGUUCCAUGUCUGUUGCACAACAUAAGAAGUUUUGUUUCUGAGGGAAAAUAUUUUGUAGAAAUGUAGAUAUUAACUAAUUUUAUAUCAUAUCUAGGUUACUAAGAAGUAUUACAAACCCAAAUGAAAUUGGCAACAUUACAAUUUUGCAAGGAAGGUGUAGUAGUCAUACAGAGUACAAUUAACAGCACAGUUAUUUAAAUUAAAGUGAUUCCAAAUAUAACUUCCUGUUUAAGUAAUACAUAUGUGAGUUACUGCAGGAAAUUUCACAUCAUCUGAGCAUGUAUGUGGGUGUGGAUGUUGAAAACAUGAUGUCAUUUGAACUUUCAAGAUGUCUGCCAGCUCAGUGUGCAUACCCCACACAUUAUAGUGUCAACAGUGAACCAUAAAGGGUUAAGUUAUUUUAACUGACAAGCCAAAACUGAAACUAUAGGACUCUUGUGUUUCAAGAAGACAGAUAGGUGGUGCAUUGCAUCCAGAUGUUUAUGCAGUAUAUCCCAUUAACUUUUUUCCCCAUAAGUUUUCAUGGAUGGAGUUUAAUGUGUAACUUUGAUUUUCAGGUAUAAACCAUGUAGAAUGUUGAAGGUUUUCAUCACCUAUUUUUCUGAAGCAUGUGGUUGCUCCCUCUUGAACAGCACCUUACUCGUCUGUUCAUCCCAAGCCUUCACCUUCCACUGCCUGAUCUAUAUAAGGACUUCCAAAUCACCUCAAAGACAUUCACCCUAAAGAUGGAAACUGCAAUUUUUGCUGAAAUGUUGGAAAACACAGAACACACCACGCAGCUUAAUCCUGAACUUCAAAGGUACACAUUUGUCACUACUUCAGCAGUAUAAUCCUUUGAAGUACUUGAAUGGUAUAUGAGAUUUACAUGGUAGUGAAGAUGUUGGUCUUCUGGGUGGUAACACUGUUGUUUCUCUAAAACAGCGAUAUGUAUCUACAAGUCCACAUGGCAUCACUACUCAGAAGACCAACAUCAACAAAUCAAUGGGCAGUUACUUGUUAACAGUGCUAUACAUAAUGAGAUUAUGGUUGUAUGAAGGUAGUUGCAAAAUUCUGAAUUCCACUUGUCACAAACAACCGUCAGUUUGUUUUUGUGGCAUUAAAAGAAUGUGACUGUAUAAUACACUUCAUCGCUUUACUGAUUUACAUAGUCCUUUUUCUUAUGUAAAAAAGAUACAAUAUAUGACAAGUGUGCUUAUGAGGUGACGGCAUUUGAUUGCCACGUAUUCAGCAUGUGUUAUGUUCAAUCCAUAACCACUGAACAAAGUAUGGUCUUAAAAGAAAAGCAAUCAGUCCUUAUUUACAAAUAUUCUGUGUGGAUAAGACUAUCAUUUUAUUUACUGCUAUGAAUUCAUUCUUUAUUAUAUUUCAAAGAUUGGUAAAAUUGUAUCAGAAUCACUCAGAUGUAUGGCCCUUUCCAGAGCACAUUGUUUGGUUUCAUUCAGUCAUAUGAAGUAGAUUACUAGCUUGUUGGUUUUUAAAAUACAAUAUAUACAUAGUCUUUCUAUAAUAUUAAGAUCUUGUCAACACAUGCAAUCUUUGUUCAGAAAGCAUUUUGUAAUGAUUAAGCCUGCCUUACUGUAGGAACAUUAACAGGAACACUUAAAUACUGAAGUUAAAAAUCUUUAUCUCUCUUACUGUAUUGGCAUGUAAUUCAAAUACUCUUAAGUAUGAAAAUGAAAGAAAUGGUAAUAAC